AUGUCAACUAGUACUGAUGGCCAAGGUAAAAACACAGUUCGGAGAAUCAAAUGCGACGAGACUCGACCAGCCUGCGACAGGUGCUCCAGGACUGGUCGUUACUGCGAUGGAUACCAAGUACAGCCGGCAACGCAAGCCAACGCUCCGUCACUCACCUUGUCACGCAUUGCCCACUCUCCGGCCACGACGCAGGAAGUAAGAGCUCUGCAGUUCUUCGUGGAACGCACGGCUGUGCAGUUCACUACGUUCGUACCAGAUGACUUGUGGAGUAACCGCGUUCUACAGCUGGCACACUCCAGCACUUGCAUUCGCCAUGCCCUGGUUGCGCUUUCGUCAUAUCACGAGCGAUACUGGAACGGCGAUGUCGGCGGCGAAACAGCGUAUGGCCUGCGGCAAUACAACAUGGCCAUCAACCAUGUGCUGGAAGCCGGUGCGGACCAACCAUUCUUUUUACCCAUUCAACUGGUGUCUUGCACCAUUUUCAUCUGCAUCGAGGUUCUAAGGCGGAACAUCAGCAAUGCUGUGCAUCUGUUCAAGUAUGGUUGCCGCAUGAUUCAAGACGCCUCGAGGCACGCCAGAAAAGGAGGCUACCUAGCUGCGGGUUUGUCCAUAGAACCCGUCCUGCGGCUGGUGGAGAAUUUCUUUUCUCGCAUCUCAACGCAGGUCUAUUUGGCCAUAGGAGGGGACAUCAACCACAAGCUGGCGGAUAUAAUUGCCCCCAUGAUCAAGCUCCGAGGGGCAGGAACUGCCCCUAAACGGACUAUUGCGUCCAUUCAGGAAGCCAGAGAGUCCUUGCUUAAGCUGGCAUUGCAAUACCGGAGAAACAUGGGCAUUACCCAGUCAAGAGCGUUGGCCAUCCGAUUCAGCUCCUGGGCUGCGGCCUUUGAUUCUUUUCGCAAAAUUUUUGAUCAGAAUAGCCUUACAAAGGCAGAAAAGCGAUCUCUCGCGCUUUUAGAACUGCAUAAGCGAUACAUGUACAUCAAUAUCGCUGCCCUGAACCAGGCUGAUCGUGAGGAUCCAUCCAUAUGGGAUCAAUGGACCCAAGAAUUUCGCGACAUGGUUGACUUUGCGGCCGAGGCAGCAGGGCUCGAUGCCGGCAUCGACGCGUCAAGCCAAAAACAAAAACCACAGUUUUACAUGGAGAUUGGCAUUGUUCCCGCGCUCUUCUUCCUCAGCGCCAAAUGUCGAGACGCAGGAGUGCGGCGUCGUGCGAUCGGAAUCAUGCAGUCCAAUCACAUACAGGAAGGUAUAUGGAACAGCGAGAUGGCGGUCAAGGUGGCGCAGAAGGUGAUUGACUUUGAAGAAGGCAAUCUCGGCGCCAAGUCGAGCACCGAGAUUGAUGAGUUGGCGAGGGUCCGGCAAGUCGCAGUUGACGCGGGACCUGAGGUUGCCUAUAUGGACAUAGGGUACGAGCUGCACGGCGGGUGGUUGGGAGAAGGACUCGGGUGA
Ustilaginoidea virens is the source of this 1449-nucleotide messenger RNA. RefSeq lists its product as uncharacterized. Bases 1 to 1449 code for a protein of 482 amino acids. Gene Ontology annotation, molecular function: DNA-binding transcription factor activity, RNA polymerase II-specific; zinc ion binding. NCBI's taxonomy places the organism in Eukaryota, Fungi, Ascomycota, Sordariomycetes, Hypocreales, Clavicipitaceae. The transcript has 4 exons. The record is from RefSeq and is a predicted model, not a curated record. Gene Ontology annotation, biological process: regulation of DNA-templated transcription.